GGAGGUGCGGCCUGGGCACUGAGUCACUGCCUGGAGCUCCCAUCCAGUUGCGUGCGUACUUAUACCGAGUUAGGCUCAGCCCGGCCUCUUCUACUUCUCUCGAUCCCCGGGAGGGUGGAUCAAAGUGGGAGGAGCGGGAAGUGUUGAGAAACGCAAGCUCGGGAAGUUUUUCCUUGGAACAGCGUCGCUAGAGCAAGCCCCGUAGAAAGAAUACAUUUUAAGGCUUUUUACCGAAGGAACCCAGGGCGGCGAGCGCUUCUAGGGCUCGGGUGCCAGAACUUCGCUUCUGCACUUCCCUCUGGAUGCUGAAUGGUACAUUCCGAUCCGGAGUUAAAGUCUGGGUGCUGGGCAAAUCUGCGAGGACGGCUGGCAGAAUGGGGCUGCGAGCCGGCGGCAGCCACGGGCGAGCGGGUGCGGAGGUCGGGGCAGAAGGGCAGGAUCGGGCCUCUGAACCGGGGAAUCGCAGCAUACAUUCUGGCACCAUCGCCACCGUGCACAAUGUUCCCCUGAGCGUCCUCAUCCGGCCGCUGCCUUCAGUGCUGGACCCGGACAAGGUGAAGAGCCUCAUGGACACCAUCCAGGAGGACCCAGACCGGGUGCCGCCUAUUGAUGUCCUAUGGAUCAAGGGAGCCCAAGGAGGAAACUACUUCUACUCCUUCGGGGGAUGCCACAGAUAUGCAGCUUAUCAAGAACUGCACAAGGAAACAAUCCCUGCCAAGCUGGUCCGGUCCACGAUAUCAGACCUUCGUGUGUACCUGGGUUCCUCCACGCCAGACCUGCAGUAGUAACACCCUUGGCUCUUGGCCUUUGAGACUCACUGGAAAUGUGCCCAUUAAAGAGAUCAGAAGAAGCCAAGGAACACUGGUCCUUACCAGGACCAUGCAGAGUACAAAACGGGUGGGCUUGUGACCCAAAACAGGUCCCCUGACAAAGUACGACUGACUUCUGUAGUAUUCCUUUAAGAUUAGAGAAAAGGAUAGAGAAUCGUUCCCUGGGAUUUAAUAUCUUUAGACUCCCAUGUCUUGGGUUGAAGACUAUUGGCCCUGAGUUUAAGAACAGAAAGGAGCAUAAUGGAAAAAGAAAUGAAUUUGGAAUUAGAAUUUCCCUUGUUCAGAUCCCUUGUUCAGAUUUGUCACUUUUAUAUUUUUCUUUGUAACAUGAAGAUAUUGGACUAACAUAGCUUCUAAAAUCUUCCAUCUCUAGAGUCCUAUCAUUCUGAGAUCAUGUAGUAAGGGAGCAGAAUGGGAAUCUCUUUAUGGAAGGGAGGAGUAAAAGAAGUGAAGGAGAACCCUUUUCCAAUUUCAUAGGUGGAGGAGGCACCUUCUGUUCAUAUCAGGCUAAGGAAUCCAUGUCUAACUCUCUCCCCAUGGGAAGCAGGAAUCCUUGCAAUCUUUUCUUUUUAAGGAAGAAGAUUUAUACACAAUAAAUAAAAACCCCAACAGAUUCUGAUUUAGUGAAAACGGUUUUAGGCUUAGAGUAUGGGAUCCUGCAGUAGUAAUCCUAUGGGACCAUGGCAUCACAGACAAGUCUGUCUUCUAUUCUGUGUCUUUUCUUGUCUAAAAUUGUGAUAAAAAUAUUCGUACUAACCUACCUCUCAGGGUUGUUGUGAGGAAAAUUAUUUGCUAGAGUUGGGAAUUGUCAUCUAAUUUUCAUUAUGGGGUUAAGAUGGAAAGUCUGAGUACCAGCUGCUCUCCACUAUUAGUCCCAUAUUUCUUGUUCCUCAGACUAUUUUGCAGGUGGAUAAAAUUAUUAAUUUUUGUAAUGUAAUAAUAAAUGUAUUCAUAUAUAAGUA
Molecule: messenger RNA, 1792 nt
Organism: Antechinus flavipes (yellow-footed antechinus)
Lineage: Eukaryota; Metazoa; Chordata; Mammalia; Dasyuromorphia; Dasyuridae
Gene: SRXN1
Product: sulfiredoxin 1
Exons: 2
Coding region: 303-785 (160 amino acids)
Biological process (GO): cellular response to oxidative stress
Cellular component (GO): cytoplasm
Molecular function (GO): sulfiredoxin activity
Source: RefSeq, a predicted model, not a curated record